UCCUUUCCCUUUUCAUUUCAAUUUUGGAAACUUUUCAACUCUCCCGAGUUUUUCUCCAAUUCUGGCAGAUCUGAUUUUUAAGCCGUUCAAUUUCUUUCCUUUUCCUGGGAGAUUCUAGGGUUUUAGUUUCCAAUUCCUUCGGUUGUCUUUGAUUAUGGCGAAUUUCGGGGGCUAUAUAUAGUGUUGGGCUGUCUGUGGCUUUGCUGCGUCAGAUUUUGCUGCAAUGGCUGCUUUGCAGAGAGUGACACAGUCAAGCAUGACCACUAGUGUAAGCAGCUAUGGCAGCUGCAAAGGUGGUGGUGCUGCAUCUAUUGAGAAGGUGGUUCCUGAUAAGUUCCCAGUUGGUCUGAGGGUUCUCGUUGUGGACGAUGACAUCACUACUCUGAAAAUCAUCGAACAAAUGUCUCUUAAGUGUCAUUAUCGCGUCACCACGUGUUCUGAGGCUACUGUUGCUUUAAAUCUUCUACGAGAAAAAGGCUGUUUUGACGUAGUACUGAGUGAUGUUUAUAUGCCUGACAUGGAUGGUUAUAAACUCCUAGAACAUGUUGGGCUGGAGAUGGAUCUUCCUGUUAUCAUGAUGUCUGCUGACGGUAGAACAAGUGCUGUGAUGAAGGGUAUUAGACAUGGGGCUUGUGACUAUUUGAUUAAGCCUGUUCGUGAGGAGGAAUUGCGGAAUAUAUGGCAGCACGUUCUUAGGAAAAUGUGGAAUGAAAAUAAAGAACAUGAAAAUUCUGGCAGCUUGGAAGACAAUGAUAGGAAUAAACAAGGAACUGAUGAUACUGAAUAUGCUUCAUCUGUAAUUGAUGCGGCAGAAGUAGUUAAAGUGCCAAAAAAGAGGAUAAGCUCAAAAGAAGAUGAUGAUGGUGAGCUGGAGAAUGAUGAUCCAUCUACAUCUAAGAAACCCCGUGUGGUCUGGUCAGUAGAACUGCAUCAACAAUUUGUCAGUGCUGUGAACCAACUUGGGCUUGACAAGGCUGUACCAAAGAGAAUUCUUGAACUUAUGAAUGUCCCUGGUUUGACAAGAGAAAAUGUUGCGAGUCAUCUGCAGAAAUUUCGACUUUAUUUGAAGAGAAUAAGUGGAGUGGCACAACAACAGAAUGGGAUUCCAAACACAGUCUCUGGGUCUAUGGAAUCCAGGCUAGGAGGACUUGGAAGGUUAGACAUCCAAGCUCUUGCUGCUGCUGGCCAAGUUCCUCCUCAAACACUGGCAGCCCUUCAUGCAGAACUCUUAGGUCGUCCGGCCACUAACUUGGUGCCGACUGUAGACCAGACUUCUCUUCUGCAAGCUUCCAUACAAGGCCCGAAGCAUUCCCCUGCAGAACAUUCUGUGGCAUAUGGUCAGCCUCUAGUAAAAUGUCCUUCCAACGUUGCCAAGAAUUUUCCUCGAUCCAUCCUUACUGUGGAUGAUGCAUCUCGAGGUUAUGGAACAUGGCCGCCAUCUGAUACAAUUGGUUCAAUGGCACCCAAUAGUAAUCAUGGAAGGGUGGGUGUUCAAAAUAAUGACAUGCUGGUGGAUAUACUGCAGCACCAGCAAAGGCAGCAGUUCCAGCAAACACAGCAGCAUAAGCUGCAGCAGCAAUCGCUGAUGCAUGAUCAAAGUCGUUCCAUCAAUGUUCAGCCAUCUUGCUUGGUGGCUCCCUCUCAGACUUCAGGCACCUUCCAGGUUAACGGUCCUGCUUCUGUCAACCAGAAUUCCAGUUUGGCCAGGAAUGUCCUUAUGGAUUAUAGUCUCUUUACACCGCAAUCGAAUCAUCCUUCAUUAAAUAUUGCUCAAUUUCCUGGCGGGGACACCAAAGCUAAAGGUGUUCUUUGUGGAUAUGUGGCUCCAAGCUCCAUUUCGCACUCAACAUCGUCGCAUCCAAUAAGCGCUAACAACAGCAAUAUCCAACAGCUUCAUAACCCAUCUUUGGCAUUCGGUACUGUUAGACCUUUGCCAACUCUUUCAUCAAACGUGUCUGAGACACAAGUUCCAUAUGGUGGUACUAAAUCUGGUGAUGCAAUUGAUCAAGCACAUGUAAGAAAUCUUGGAUUUGUUGGCCAAGGUAGCAGUAUUCCAAGUAGGUUUGCUGCUCAUGAAAUUGAAUCAUCCGUCAGUGACUUAAGUCAGGGAAAAAUCCCUCUAGAUAGCAAUGGUAACACAGUGAAGCAGGAGCCAAAUAUGGAUUUUAUGGAUAAUUCAAAAGUGGGCUCCCCAGUCUUACAAAGAUAUCCAUCUGAUCCCAUGAAUGUGUUCGCUGAAUAGGCUGAACUAUGGCGAGGAGAAAGCCAUUUUCCUCCAAGGUACAGAUUAUUUCAUCAUCAGUUGUUUAGUAGAGAUUCAGUUGGAUCUUGUUUAGUAGAGAUUAUUUCCUCAAACUAGUUUUGGACUUCUUGCUGCUUGAACCAGACUCGGUUGUAUUCUGGAGCUUAAUGAUGGUUGUAUAAAGUAUCAGUAUUAUGCAUGUUGGCUUGCUCUCCUUAGAAGCUGCACAUGUCUUUAGGAAUUUUUAUUACCUGUCAACUAGUUUGUAGGGCAAAUAAAACUAACAGUUUAUGUCCAAAUUAUCGGCUUAUUGCCAUCAAUGUUAGUUAGGGUUUUUAUGCUGUUGGAAAUGUUAUCCUAGUGGAAUCACUAGUUAUAUGCUGUAUGUAAUUGUAACCUCACCUAAACUAGUCUCGUCUUCAUUACCAGAGUACCAGUCAAUAUGGCCUGGUAUUAAAUGCAGCCACGAUUGGUUG
Messenger RNA from Neltuma alba, 2718 nucleotides. Its product is annotated as two-component response regulator ORR21-like. The record is from RefSeq and is a predicted model, not a curated record. Gene Ontology annotation, molecular function: DNA binding; DNA-binding transcription factor activity. NCBI's taxonomy places the organism in Eukaryota, Viridiplantae, Streptophyta, Magnoliopsida, Fabales, Fabaceae. Gene Ontology annotation, biological process: cytokinin-activated signaling pathway; phosphorelay signal transduction system.